AUGAUUGACAUUUUCUCAACAAACAAUAUUCCAGAUUGUAUAAACAAAUUCAAAAUAAAGAUCAUUCAGAAAAAUCCACAAAGAGUUGAUUAUGUCAGUUACACAUAUGCAAUUACUACAAUCCCUAGUGAAUUGGGUGUAUUAUUUAAUCAUCUAAAAGAAUCAAUUUGUGUCAAUGAUAAAAUAUUUUAUACUUUCAAUGAAGCAAACUUAUAUUAUGAUUUCUAUAAUACUUGUACUAUAUUAUCAAUCGAUCCAAACAAUAAAAACAACGAGAAACUUCGUUCAUUUACAAUGGAUGGUUUCUAUGCACGUCCAUCUGCUGGAAUGUUAUGCUUAAGUGCUUUGUAUUCUAUAACUUCAAUCUUCAGAUCGAAUACUGACCAGCCUCUUCCAAUCCAAGAAGAACCUCAUGAAUUGGAACAGACUAUUCCUGAAAAUGACGUUCCUCUUGAAACGGAACAGUCUCAAUCAAAGAAAGCAAAUCCAGUUGUUGUACAAAGAACUCGUCCAGAUCACGGAAAUUAUCACACAUUAGAACGAGAUUCUCAACCACAAGAAUUUUCUUCAAUAUAUUGA
Molecule: messenger RNA, 579 nt
Organism: Trichomonas vaginalis G3
Lineage: Eukaryota; Parabasalia; Trichomonadida; Trichomonadidae
Exons: 1
Coding region: 1-579 (192 amino acids)
Source: RefSeq, a predicted model, not a curated record